Molecule: messenger RNA, 5263 nt
Organism: Nymphaea colorata (pocket water lily)
Lineage: Eukaryota; Viridiplantae; Streptophyta; Magnoliopsida; Nymphaeales; Nymphaeaceae
Product: DNA repair protein RAD51 homolog B-like
Exons: 15
Coding region: 3604-5049 (481 amino acids)
Biological process (GO): DNA recombinase assembly; reciprocal meiotic recombination; chromosome organization involved in meiotic cell cycle
Cellular component (GO): condensed nuclear chromosome
Molecular function (GO): single-stranded DNA binding; ATP hydrolysis activity; double-stranded DNA binding
Source: RefSeq, a predicted model, not a curated record
CAACGGGGCAUCGGGGGACUAUCAAUUCAAUUGCAGAAGAGCAGCUCUUUUCUGUGUUUCCACGUCGAGACAUUAAUCAGCAGAUCCAUUGCAAAAGGUGGGCAGUUGCUAUGUCCGUAGUCUGGCAAACCGCAGAUACAAUCAAUUAAGCCUUUCGUGAAUUGGCUUGUUCAUAAGCCGAAUUUGAGGAACCAACGUGAGACCAGGCAUAAAGCCCAAGUACUCUUGUUCUUUCUUCCCUCACGAAUUAUGAAUCUAAGUACAAAUCGCUUGAAAGAUCCUCACAUUGAUCAUUCGGUUACGUGACAAAGCCCGUUUCCAUCAUCUGACGUUUCCUGUCAUCAUGGAUUGUUAUUCAAUCAUGUAGGUCCACGGCACGAAGAAUGUCGCGCAAUUUCAUUGCACCGGAUCGCUAUCGCUUUUCAGCGCGUUUCUCCAAUAAAUGUCCAAGUCAUGUCAUGCAUUGGCCCACCAGGGGGUUGGCAUUGUUGCCGUUGGCUGUAGAUUGUAGAAUGAGUUGCGAGGGUUGUGUUUUAAGGGCUUGGACGGGAGGGAAGAAAGGGGAUCCGGCGAUCCUGGUGUGAGGUGGAAGAUAGUUUGGGUGAUUGAUUUCGAGGGAAGAGGAGACUCUUGGGGUUCUCUUGUGGAUUUUUAUUGUGAAGGGGGAAAGGCAGUGCCUCCGGAUUGACGGCCAUUCUUUUUGUUUUAAGUUUUGGACAACUUUCAGUUUUUUCUUUGUUUUUCUGGAGGGGGAGGGGGGUGGGGGGGUGUGUGGGGUCUAGUUGCAUUUGGUUCCUUGACUCGGACACUUCUUUAGCUUUCCAAAGUAGGUGCACCAGUUGGGAUUUUGUUGUCCGUUCGGUUUCUUCUGGUGUUGUGAAGUUUGGAUCUUCUGGUGAAUGUUAAUGGUUCUCGCGUUGGUCAUAGAGCUUGUUCAGAUGUAUUACGUUUGCUUCCUCGAUAUUGCAUUGUCUGCUGAAUGGUGCAUCUGGAAAGAGGUUGGGUGGUUUUAGGUUCUUUGGUUGGCUUUUGGUUUUAAGCUGCUUGAGAUUUGAAGUCGUCUACACGAAUGUCUGAAGUUGAUAUAAGAAUUUAGUUCUUUCUCAAAUUCAAGGCAGCAUCUGUUUUCUUGGUGGCAUGUAUAGAAGAUGUGGCAAGUUUUAGGAAAUUCUGCUCGCAAGUGCACCAUUGUGGCUGUGUUCUGCGGGAGAGGCAUCCAUAACAAAGCAUAUGAGGCUGAAAGAGAGGGUUCAGUUUACAAAUUUCCUGAUCUUGUUUCUGCAGGGAACCUAGAGACACACUGUAAAAUCGCUGGAGCCUGAUUUUGUUUAUCUGCAAGGAGCAAGGUCCAACGAAGAGGAGGAGAUUGGUUCUCUAACAUGGGGAGAUGUUGAUUUAUCAAAUGCUGAUGCAAUAACUGACCUCUUCGCUUCAACGCUGCCAACAACUUCAGGUGUAUUUAGAAUUUCCAAAUGGUGAGAAGUUGGCAGAGGCCCUUCAGUUGAAGGGUAUUCCAUAUGUUAUCUAUUGGAAAAAUGGAUUGUCAUGUUAUGCAGCAUCUCACUUUUUCCAUGCAAUGGUUUCAGUUCUACAGAGGUACGUGUUCCCUUGCUUAGCAGUUAUUAAUUUUUUUAAAAAUAUUUUGGUACUGAUGGUUUCUUUUUCCCCAAAUGUGUGGUGUUGGCACAUUUGUUCUAAAAAUGACAGUUCCACCUGCCAUAUGUGGGAUGUCUUUCAGCUGGCUAUUGCAUCCUUCAUACUGUACUGUGUACAAAACAGUCGUGGGUCCACAAAUAGCCAAAAGGUUAGGGCUAAGUUUGGUCCUCGGCUUCUUGGAGAGUCACCUAAGAUUGCUACUAGAGAUUUGAAUGAGGGAGAGGGAUCACCUAGUGAACUUCCUGCUAUCAAAAUAUAUGAGGAUGAAGUGACCGUGAGAUUUCUUUUUUGUGGAGUUCCACGUGCAUUGUAUGCAAUGAAAUAUUAUUCAUUCACAGUUUCUGCUGUAUUUUUAAUAUCAGGCUAGUACAAUCAGUUAAGCUCACGUCUAGCACAUCCUGAAUGGAUGUGUUUAGUUUCUGGAAAUUAUCUAGUGGUUAUGUGGUGCUUACCUCUACCUUUCUGAAUGGAUGUGUUUAGCAUGUCUUUCUGUUGUUGGCUGCUCAUCAACUUAUGUUUUUGCCUGUAAAAGAGUUGAUAAAAUUUUUUGUCUCCUUGAUUUGGGAGGCCCUUAAAAUGCACAAAAGCUUAGAUGAUCUGAAAUCCACUUUUACUAGAUAAACCUUCUAAGUCACAUCUAUAAGGCUGUCUAAAGUCUAAACCAUCCAAAAUUUUCAUUAUAGGAAAGCAUAUACCUAUAAGUUUAUUCCCCUGCAGGAUGCAUCUUUAUUGGGUUCUUUAGAAGAUGGUCUCAAGGCUCUUCUUAAUAUUGAGCUGAGCUGGUUAUAGACAUUCUUGCUCCUAACUUUCAUUUAAGUUCCAAUAUUGCUUGGUGAUAUGCUUGGAUGUAUGUACCACUAGUCUACACAUUGUGGUGACUGUCCACCCUUGGAUUCUGGUCAUGCUAGACAUGAUGUGGUGGUUUAAUCCCGUACUCUCUUUGCAGCCUUUCCCUAAGCAGUUUCUGUUGGAACUGCAUGCAUAGGAGGAUUAGCUAUGGUUGCAAAUUCAACUGGCUUCCCUCAACAAUCAUUGAGUUGUGUGAACCUUUUGGGGUUGCCAACAUCUACACCAGGAACUUUUAAAUCCAGAUUUAUCUGGCCAGGCUGGUCUCAGUUGAUUCUGAUGGCAAGUCGUAUGGGAAACACUAUGUUUGGAUGUUUAAUUGUGUGUGUCACAUGUAAUUCCUACACAAUUCAUUUUAUAUACAUUAAUCAUGGUUGAGAUUCAUGAUUUUGUUGAGGAUAUGGUUUGCUUAAUCAAGUUUAUGGUAUCACUAUGACUAGUAAAAGGGUGUCGGAUUUACUCCAUUCGAGAAAAGGGACAGCAGAAUAUUAUGCUGUAUUUUGCAUCUAUUUUAGGCUAAAUAGUAUAGAUGAUAUCUGUUGUAUUGUUUUAUUUUUUAAUUUAUAUUUAUUAUUAUUAUUAUUUUCUUGUGCUUAUUUCUUGUAUGUUUGGUUUUAACUUUCAACUUGUCUUAUGCUUAAUGCCUCAGAUACGUGGGAGAAAACUGCAAAACAGAGUGAGUGCUCCUCCUCCUCCUCUUGCUGUUGGAACUCUUUCUCGUGGGGUUCUGCUCACGUAUCACUUCUAGUGUCGGGUAGCGCUCAGACUUGUUUUGAUGAUCAAGUUAACAUUUCUUCAAAAAAGGAACCGAGAAAAGAUCAGAAUCCAAAAGGGAAAUGCACAAAAUUUGGUUUCGUCACAUUAUCUUGGGUUCCUCUUUUGGCUUAAUGGCGAAAUCACCUCGCUGUUUUAAUAGAAAGAUUUGAUAGUCGCAAACAAGCUUCUUCCCCGCGGACGUCAAAAGAUGGGUCAUCGUCCUCCGAAUCAUCCGAGAGUUCAGAAUCGUCGGAAACGCGAGCGACUAUCUUCUCGAUCCAUGUGUUCGUUCUGGGGUGCGAUCUCCUUGGCGGUCGAUCUUCUGGUGCGAGGCGCCAUAGAAGGAUGCGAAUUCUGUCUCACCUGUUACACGGGUUUUCCUUUCUCCUUGACGACGGAGAGGAGUGGGGAAAGGGCCGUGCCAAGGGACUCGGUUUUAACGGUCAGUAUUUCAAAAUUGUAAAAAGGGCGGACCGGCUCGACGAUCGAGUCUCGUUGGAUCCAACGACAUACUUAUACCUAAAUCGUUUCGGUCCAACAGUUAAAGGAAAGAACAAUGCAUGUAUUGUCAUGCAUAUAGUAUAUACCGACCCGGAUCCGCUUCAUUUGCCACUGUAUAUUUGCGGGAGGGGGUCCCAAGCGCCCCCUAUUAGCGUUUUGCACUCAUUUUUCCGCGCGCGCGAGGGAGAGCAAUGGCUCCCCCCCCCCACCGCCGCAGCCCGCCCGUUGGUGACCGUGCAGUCUGUGGAGGGCGACAUGGCAAUCGACGGCGCCGCUAGGAGGAUGUCUGUGCUUGCUGAGGAGCAGAGGGUGAAGGCUAAGGCAGAGAAGCUAGAAAAGAAGAGGAAACAGCCGAAGGGAUUUGGAAUUCCUGUUGGUGACACUCAAAACCUCAAAGACCGCCUUUGUACAGUGGAAGAUGUGGUCUGUUCAUCUAGGAAGGAACUCUUACAGAUUAAAGGGAUUAGAAAUUUAAAACUUGACAAGAUUGUUGAAGCAGCAUCGAAGCUGUCCCUAGGUGCUAGUCAGAUACAUGCUCAACGAAAAAUCAUUCAGAUAACUUCUGGUUCCAGAGAACUGGACAAGAGUUUAGAAGGUGGAUUUAAAACUGGUUCAAUUGCUGAGAUAUAUGGGAAAUACGGUUCAGGAAAAACUCAGUUGUGUCACACAUUGUGUGUCACUUGCCAACUCCCUUUGGAUCGAGGAGGUGGUGAGGGAAAAGCAUUAUACAUUGAUACAUGUGGUACAUUCAUGACAGAGCGACUCCUAGAGAUUGCGGAAAGAUUUGGAUUAAAUGGUGCGGAGGUGUUGGAGAAUGUCUUUUGUGCUAGAGCCUAUAAUACUGAUCAUCAAUCAAUGUUGCUUCGAAAAGCAGCCUCAAUGAUGAUGGAAACCAGGAUUGCUCUCAUGAUUGUGGAUAGUGCGACGGCUCUAUACCUGAGAGAUUUUUCAGGAAGAGGAGAACUCCCAGCAGCGCAAAUGCAUCUUGCUAAGUUUCUCGGAAGCCUGCAGAAGCUCGCUGAUGAGUUUGGUGUAGCAGUCGUGAUAACUAAUCGGGUCGUUACAAAAGUUGAUGGAUCUGCUGGCCGCAAAAUCAAGCCCAUUUUUGGCAACAUUAUUGGACGUGCUUCUACCACGAGGGUUGCUCUACGGGAGGGGAGUGGAGAAGAGCGCUUCUGUGAAGUAGUAAACUCUGGAUGCGUAGUUAAGGCUGAAGCAUACUUUCGGAUCUUCGGGGGAGGAGUGACUGAUGUUGAGGACUGUGGGACGCAAGGAGGCAAGGACAACUGACACAUUGUCUUAUAUUUAAUCCCCAUGGGAAGAGUGACUAUUGUUUGGAAUCCAACGGGUUAUUUUCUGAAUUCCUGAAGAUGGAACUAAGUACCUUUAAGUCACAAGUGCUGCUGUUUUUUGAAUUCAUUAGGGCGCCUUACUUAUCACGUUGGUCUUGGGCAUGAAAUGUAUUUCAUAAGAUCAAAAGUACCUCACUUUCUUUCAUUUUUCA